Messenger RNA from Pistacia vera, 853 nucleotides. RefSeq names its product pectinesterase inhibitor 6. The record is from RefSeq and is a predicted model, not a curated record. NCBI's taxonomy places the organism in Eukaryota, Viridiplantae, Streptophyta, Magnoliopsida, Sapindales, Anacardiaceae. The coding region runs from base 192 to 785 and encodes 197 amino acids. The transcript has a single exon. Gene Ontology annotation, molecular function: enzyme inhibitor activity. Gene Ontology annotation, biological process: negative regulation of catalytic activity.
UCCAUCUAAACCCUUUAUAAAUCUUACCUGUAAAUCACUUACUUCCUACAAAAAUAUCAUACAAAUGACUCUUCCCUAGUCUUCUCCUGUUUUCUACUUACCAUCUGUGCGGUAGUAGCAUUGUAUCAGAGUGUUUCUUUUUCUUUUGUGCAUUUCUUUCUCACCCUUUUCAAGUAAUCGUUAUUAAGAGAAUGGCUCGUCACAGCAUGUUCAUAAUCAUGGCGGUCAUACUCCUUGUUCGGCUCACAAAUUAUGGCGCAUCAGCAUGGGUAAACGGGCAGAAUUAUGUGCGAAAUGCAUGUAGCGUCACCACAUAUCGUGACCUUUGUAUUCGCUCACUAGCACCAUUUUCCAGCACUGCUAAGACAAGUCCUAUCAAGUGGGCACGAUUGGGGGUUUCGGUGACAAUCGUUGAGGUCAAGAGUGCUAAUCAAUACUUGAACAAUCUGAAUAAACUAAAUUGUAUGAAAGGGAGAAACAGAUUGGCCCUUUUAGAUUGCAUCGAAGUCUUUCAAGAUACAAUCGAUGAGCUCCACAAAUCACUGGGCAUACUAAGGAAGCUAAGUGCAAGAAAUUUUGUGAGACAAAUGGAUGACCUUACUACAUUUAUGAGUGCUGCACUCACUGAUGAAAACACUUGUUUGGACGGUUUUCAAGGCCAAAGUGGACGCCAAGUUAAUCAGCUUAAAACUCGAGUUUUAAAUUCGACUUAUUUCACUAGUAACGCCCUGGAUCUUGUUGGUAAACUUUCAACCUCUGGUUUCGAAAGCCUAAACGAUCCAUAGGAGAUAUAUAGAAGAAGUGACUGUAUAUCUUCUAUCUUAAAGUGGUUUAUGCAGAUCACGUGAUGCUA